UUGGUUUUGCUGCUGCUCCUGUCUUGAAUCCUCGCCAAGCCGGCGACGUGUGUCAACAGAUGAGCCUGGUGUAGCACAACUUCUCCUGACGACGACGACGGAGCCAAGGAUCGGGAUAUGGAAGACACCCCCCUGAUACCAAGAGAGAGCACACCGCACGUGAAUUGGCUGUCGCGCGCUUGGUCAUGCCGCCCCUGGGGAACGACAGCAACAGCGGCAACCGCUGUGGAAGACGCCUUCGAGCCAGAGCUCCCCGCGGCAAUCGGCCCAGACAUUUUGUCUCAGAUGGCUGAGUUUGUGGGCGACAAACAAUACCUCUUUUUUGCGCCCGUGUCCCAAGACUGGCGGAGCGCGUGGGGGGGGCGUCCGACGGUCACGAGCUACGCCACGCCGUACACGUCGUUGUCGCAGCUGCGCUGGAGCCUCGACUGCGGCCUGAAGAAGGAAAAGGGGGUGCAGAACGGACGCGUGCUCUCGUCGCUUGCACGCACCGGUGACGUGGGGCUGCUCGAGGUCGCACACAAAAAACUCGGCUGCCGCUUGAUGUCCAGAUUUUUCGUCGUAGCUGCGGGAUGCGGACACCUUGACGCGCUCAUUUGGGCGACGAGAACCGGCGAUCGUAGCUGGGAUGUUAGCGCGAGUUCAGCAGCCGCCAAGGGCGGGCACCUCCACAUCCUCCGUUGGGCAAAGAGCAACCGCCAGCCCUGGCAGGGCGUUACCGUUUGCUCGUCCGCUGCGGCGGGGGGGCAGCUGCACGUGCUCCGGUGGCUGCGGGAAAACGGGUGUCAUUGGAACCAUUCAACGUGCACGGAGGCGGCGAGGGGCGGGCACCUCGCGACGAUCCAGUGGGCGAGACAACAAGGGUGUCCCUGGAGCGUCCGCACUUGUGCCGCGGCCGCAACGGGGGGUCCGCCCAUUCUCCGGUGGCUGAGAGAGCACGGGUGCCCCUGGGAUGCGAACACGUGUUUCGCGCUGGCGGAGGUCGGUGACCUGGCUACAUUGCGUUGGGCGAAAGAGAACGGAUGUCCUUGGGUCCAAUCAAGGGUACUCAGUGCCGCUGCGAGAGGCGGAAACGUCGAAGUGUUGCAAUACGUAUUCGACAGCCAGGGCCACAACCAAGCCUUGGAAGGUCGGAGUGCGGACCUGUGUGGAGUGGCUGCGGGCGGUGGACAUAUUGAUGCCCUGAAGUGGGCAAGGGGGAAGGGGUACCAAUGGAACGAAAGAACGUGUAUGGCCGCCGCAAGGGGGGGUCAUUUGGAAGUUCUGCAGUGGCUCCGCCAAGAAGAAUGUCCGUGGGAUUAUCUCACCAUUCUUGCGGCUGCCACCCAUGGAAACAGGCACGUCUCGAGUUGGGCGCGCGAGAACGGCUGCGAUCUGCCUCCGGAAGCACGGGAGCCUGCGUGCUGCUGCCGCCGUUGCAUAGAGUUCUUCGACGUGGGCGAAAAUUGUUGUCAAACGACGUACAUUUUGCUCUACUGCUUUUGCCUCUAUUUGCCGGCUAAGUGGUGCGGGAUUCUGGGAGAUCGAGUCUCCAACAUGCAGCUCCGGCGUUCUGCUCGCGCAUGCUGCCAACGGUGUUUCAGGGGCAGUGCAGCCAUAUCAUGAAGUACUGUAGUAGUAUUGAAAUAUAUACGAGGUCUUCCUUCGGGACGUGGUGUCAAGCUUCCCGAGGGCGACGCAAGAUGACACGCCCGAAAGGCGGUUUGUGCCUGGCCGAUCGGCAAAGAAAGUUAGUGCUCUUAUGCCGUAUAAAACAUCGCAUGUGUGUUUGGAGCCAGCUCGAGCAGACAACAACUUGCCGGCGAAGGUCAUACCCCGGGUGCUGGUUUGGGGAUUUUGCUCUUACUGCGAUGAACUGAAUUUGAAUCCUAAACAACACAUGCAGAGGCGAGAGCGCACGCUCCCCAAGAAACAUAUGAACACCCUGUUGGUGUAUGCUCUCAGACUUGUCUACAUCAGCCGCAGUGUAUCG
This is a messenger RNA of Ectocarpus siliculosus, 1972 nucleotides long. NCBI's taxonomy places the organism in Eukaryota, Phaeophyceae, Ectocarpales, Ectocarpaceae. The record is from the annotation of a GenBank genome assembly.